CCGACGGCACGGAUCUCUGGAGCUCUCCACCGUUCCGUGAAACAGAGAGAUGAGCAGACAUGUGUUUUACCCUGGGAGAAUGGCAGUUUCAUUCGAUCAGGGACCACAGGGAUUUCUCCGCCAGGAUCUCAGCGAUGCAGCCAAAGUCCUGAAAGACAACCCGUCUCUGCAGAACAAGCCUGCAGCUGUCAGGGAGGAGCUGGUCAGGCAGAAUGCACUGACUGUGGUCCGCCAGAGAGGAGGAGACCCUUCAGAUGCAACCCAGGUGUCUGGAGAUUACAUCCUGCAGUUUGGGAAGUACAAGGGUGUUAUGGCUGAGAGUAAAUCCUCCCCUUAAUGUUGUUCACCUCCCUGCCUGAGGGGGGUGCUAUGAUGUUUUGCUUUUCUCUUCCCCUUACAGGUGAUUGGACGGAGCACAUAAGAGGGAACCUGUGGGGGCUGGCUCUUUCUCUCUCCAGCUUCCAACCAGGCCAUGCUGCACAGCUCUGAUUGUGGGUGGGGGGUUAUAACGGGUGUCGGUAGGGGUGAGAAGCCCUUUUUGUUUAAUACUGUUUUCUCUUGUAUUUCAGUAGGGAGUUCGGUAAGUGAUUUGUAUUUUUGUUUGUUUCGGUUAUGGUCUCGGGAAGGUAGCUGACUUGCUUAGAUUGUUUUGUUUGUUGUUUUGGGCCAGGCUCACCCUGAAGAAUUGUGGACACCCGAACCAAAAUAAACAUCAUUGUUCCUGACUCCGCAGCAUUGGUCCUAAUUUGGGAGGUGGGGAGACCGACCUGGUGCUACGCUCUGGCACUCCUAGGCCGGGCGUAACAAAGGGGAAGUCCUCCCGCUGUCUUCUGGAGAAUGACAUUGGAUACAACAUCUACCUCAUCAGGAACCAGCAAAGAGAGGAAGCUGCACGAGUGUUCAUGGCAGCGGGGCACAACAAGGACAGCCUCCUGUCCUUUGUGAACUAUUCCCUCGUCUUUCCAGAAAUCCAGUCUCUCCUCAACUAUGAGGAACACAAGCCAGUUGUGACAGCAGCAGCAUCGGAGGAUGACCAGCUGGUGGGUUUUGGGACUCGUGCCUACAGCACCUGGCAAGAGGUCUGGGAGAGCAGGGAGGACGGCUAUGCAUCCUUCAUCCUGAAGAAGAAGAACUGCACUGCAGGCACAAAGAUGCAUAAGCUACAACUCUACCUCAAGAAGAAGCUGCAGCCACCCACUGUCUCCCCUCUGAUGUCACACACCUCACCUGUGAUGUCACACGCCUCACAUGCUCCUGCUGAAGCCAUUGUGAUGGAUGAAGAUGAAGAGCUGGAGAGGAUGAUGCUGAGCAUCUCUCCUUCAAAGCAACAUGUGCAGAGCUCUGUUUCUGCAUCUUCGUCAUCCUCAUCUGCCAGACGACGAGAAAGAGGUCUUUAACCCAGAGCACCGUGCCGCCGACCGACACAACUGGGACCAUGAAUUCUUAUCCCGCAUGACUCGUCUCGUGUCGACCGUGUUCUGGUCGUGUUUGUCUUUUGGUGUUCCACCUGGUGUCCUAGUGACUAUGAAUGGACUCCGGUCCUGAUGAGGGUACGUAUCCGUCUUUGUUUUCUGAUGUGCAUGAAAAGAAACUGCUGUGCUCUUAACACCUGCUUGCAUGUGUUUGCUGUGUGUUUGAAGUCAAGGUGCUUCCCCUGCCUAGGUGACAUAGUGAUGACUGGCUCCUGAAUAUUAACCCAUUGCAACAUGAACACGUGUAUGAAUGAAAUAUACUCUGUACGUAAUCAUGUUACAAACAGUCUGAUUGGAUUUGGCUGAACAAAGCAGGUGAAGUAAAGAUACAUUCUGCCUUUACUAACAGCAGUUUUUGUGUACUGUCAAAGUAUAAAUAACAAACAAAGGUUUUUCCGUUGCAGUACCAUCUGCUACACAGGCAGCACCAGCCAAGGCUCAGGGUCCACCAGUAGAUGGUAAAUGUAUCAACAUUGUGCACAUUCACUGAAACAUGAUCUGUCCUGAGUCCACUGUGCAAGAAGUGAUUCUUGUGUUUGAUCCUUCUCUCUUGCAGCUCCUGCAUCUCCAUCUGUGAAGAGACCUGAGCCCGUUCCCCAGGAGCUCGUGUGUCUGAUGCCAGAAGCAGCACGUCAUCCUUUAACAGAGCCGACUGUCACACUUCCUGUGUCAGAGGCGCUCCUGAUUUCUCCUGAGAUGUCUGCAGAGCCCGGUUAACUGCCAACUCCACAGAGAGGGCAAAGUGAGCCAUUCCCCAGGCCAAUAGCCGUCCCCACCGGUCCUCCUCCACAGCUUCCUGGCUACGACCAUGACGUCAGCCAGUGGACUUGUUCACAGCAGCAGAGGAUCUGGAUAAAGACGGAGCUGGAAGCUAUGGGUCUCUGGCCAGGAUCCAUUCCUGUGCGGAACCCCAUGAAGAUGGUGUCACUGUGGCGUUUCCCUCCCCAGCCGGAAUUGAUCGACAGCAUCUCCGAUCUUCCUUCCCCAAAGUACUUUCAGCUCCAUCCCUUUUUCAUAUGGAAGCCAGAAAACGAUAACCUCAUGGGAAGAAUGAGGAACAACGACACUCUGCCGUGUAUGGGAGGUUGUGCCCGGCCUCAAGUUGCCUCUGCAGGUGUUGGGAGACCUCGUGUGGUUGUUGGUCUCACUGGACAGUAUUACCUGCUGUCAUCCAGGCUGUGCUGCAAGGUCUGCAAAAAGAAGUGGUACGCUGUGACAACCCACUGUGGCUGGAGAAGUGACCAAAGAGGUACACAAACCUCUUGCCAGCCAACCUGACCUACAAGAAGGCGAUAUGUAAAUCUGUCAUGGACGAGCUCAGGCGGACGGGUAACUCCCCCGCCGACAUGACGAAGCAGGUAAUGGAGGUGAUGCACCUGAAAUUUGAACGUGCUCACCUGGCCCACCUCCUCAGCUGCCAAAAUAUCAUGGAUGGGGAGGCGGGACACUAUGACCAAAGAACUAUCACUCAGUUCUUGCGCCAGGAAACCAAGCCGGCUCCCUUCGGCGAGUACAGUGAUUCAGAUGGCUGGAACGGGAUCGUUGUGUCUUCUCACUACCUGACUGACUGCUUGCUGCACGAGUACAAACAGCAGGAGAGGGCCAUCAACACACUUUUGCAGGGUACCUUUGGACAGGCUUUCCGCUCAGACCACACACGCAAAAUUGCAAGGAAGGUCACCUUCUCAUCCGGCAGCAUGUCCUCGUAUGCAGUCAUGAAUGAAAACUGGAUGAUCCUUUCAUGGGUGAUGGUGCAGUCCGAGACGGAGAAGUCCCUGCAGCCCUUGUACGAGGGACUGGCACAGCGCUACGGCACAGCAGGCAUCGACAAGGCUCUAUACCACUGGGUGGACAGGGAUUGCUGUGCAGCAUUCAAAGUGGCAGAAUCCCAUGCAGGAGAGCAUCUGAACUGGGAUUCUUGGCAAACAACUGAUGCCAUCGUUGCCCAGGCCACUUCUGGUAACCUGCUGAACACGUGUGCAUCGCGGUCCCAUUUCAAUGGGAACUUGAGCAUCAAGCUGGACUUGUUCCAUUGCAUGAGGAGGUUCCUGUGUGAGUGUGUGACGGAGCAUCAUGCACUCUAUGGCUCUUUUGCUCAGUUCCUGUCUGCAGCCUUUUCUGUGGUGGAUCAGGAAGACCUGCAGCGGCUUAAAGACACCUAUGCCUUCUGUGGGAUUCAGCUUGCCAACCCAACCAAGCACUGCAGGACCAGGAUCACAGAGCCCGAGGAGCUCGUCAAGCGAGUGGAGGGAGUGUUCCAGCAGUUUCACCUGGCCAGUGAUCCAAAUGGCGUUCCCCUCUUCAAGCCCUCUAUGCUGAAGGUGUGGCGGAUCCAGCGCGUGCACAUCCUGCGAGGUUGCCUGAGUGAUCCUGUGGUUGAAGGAGGGAUUUUGUAUCGGCGCGGAGGAUCAGUGCAGCUGAAUCACGUGCAGGGUGAAGGGGCCAGAGUUCCUGUGUGGAUCCCCAGCUGGAGGGAUAUCACUUCCACCAGGCUCAGUGGGUGACUGGAACACGAGUUUCGCCUGAGCUGUUU
Pseudoliparis swirei is the source of this 4005-nucleotide messenger RNA. RefSeq lists its product as uncharacterized. The record is from RefSeq and is a predicted model, not a curated record. Bases 2780 to 3976 code for a protein of 398 amino acids. The transcript has 7 exons. NCBI's taxonomy places the organism in Eukaryota, Metazoa, Chordata, Actinopteri, Perciformes, Liparidae.